UUUUGUCCUUCACUGAGGAAUUUUCAUGGCUGAAAAACAUUAAAUAACGGCAGAGAUAUGAACAAGUAAAUACCGCGAAACGCGUCUGUCUAAAGUUUACAAUCAUGGCGAAUGUCAAACAGAAGCUUUUAUUCCGAAAUAAAGACGUUUCGACCGUUAUAAACACUAACGGCUCUGACGGGAGUUUGGAAAAACCUGGAAGACUAAAUCGACAGAAGGAAAAGGUAAAUGGACUGACAGAAAAAGCCCAGGGCUUCGGGAAACCUCUCAAUGAUUCACUGGAAGUGGACAUCAGAGACUUCCUCAUCGAUGAAGCUGAACUUCACACGUACGAUGACCUCACUAAAGUCAACCCGGUCACCCCCUCUACAGUGCUGAAAUGUCUGCAGGCCAGGUACAGCGCGAAGGUUUUCUACACACAUGCCGGCUGUACGCUGAUCGCCCUAAACCCUUUCCAGCCCAUCCCUCACCUGUACUCUCUGGAUGUGAUGAGGGAAUAUCACUCCGCCCCUCAGCCUCAGGAAUUUAAGCCACACAUCUUCAUCGUAGCAGAAGAGGCGUAUAGGAAUGUGCAAGGCCAGGUGGAGCCCAUGAACCAAUCGCUGGUCGUCUCUGGAGAGAGCGGAGCUGGGAAGACAUGGACGUCACGUUGUCUGAUGAAGUAUUAUGCCACUGUGGCCACCUCGUCUCAGAAGUCCCAGAACACUGUUGAGAAGAUAGAAAAACGAGUACUGGACUCCAACCCCAUCAUGGAGGCGUUUGGCAAUGCCUGCACAUUACGCAACAGCAACAGCAGUCGCUUUGGAAAAUACAUCCAGCUUCAGCUCAACGGCUCUCAGCUGCUGGUUGGGGCGUCAGUGCAUACGUAUCUCUUGGAGAAGACAAGAGUGGCUAUCCAAGCACCAAAUGAAAGAAAUUUUCACAUAUUUUACCAGAUGGUGAAAGGAGCCACAGACAAACAGAGACUGGAUUGGAUGCUGCCUUUGGAACAAGACUUUGCUUGGUUGCCUCUUGCUGAGAGAACAUUAGAAGAAGACUGUCUGCAAGAGACGAUGGAUGCCAUGAUCAACCUUGGCAUUGAUGAGGCGAAACGGGCACAGAUUUUCAGGAUCCUUGCAGGUCUUCUGCAGCUGGGGAAUGUAGACUUCAGUCUUGCAUCAGAAGAGGCUCAACCAUGUGAUCUUGAAGGGCACUCCGAAGGUUUCCUGCAGAAGACCGCUGCCCUGCUGCAGGUGCCGUUAGAUGAGCUGCGGUCGUGUCUGACAGUGAGAAAUCUGCGCGCCGGCAAACAGAACAUCCUCAAACCGUGCUCUCGGUCGGAGUGCACCGUCCGCAGAGACUGUCUUGCUAAAGCCAUUUAUGCGCGGCUGUUUGACUGGUUAGUCAUUUUAAUCAACAACAGUAUGUGUGCCGACACUUCCAUGUGGUGCAACUUUAUUGGCCUGCUGGAUGUGUACGGUUUUGAGUGUUUCCUCCUGAACAACCUGGAGCAGUUGUGUAUUAAUUACGCUAACGAGAAGCUGCAGCAACACUUUGUGGCUCAUUACCUGAAGGCCCAGCAGGAGGAGUACGUGACCGAGGGGCUUCAGUGGUCCUUCAUACGCUAUCAAGACAACCAGGGCUGCCUGGACCUGAUUGAAGGCAGUCCCUCCAGCAUUUUCUCCCUCCUCAAUGAGGAGUGUCGUCUGAACCGUGCAUCGGAUGCGAAGCAGUUCGGUGUGCGUCUGCAGAAGGAGCUGUCGGAUAACGCCAAUAUCAGCUGGGACAAAUUCAGCAAAGAGCCUCAUUUCACUGUGGCCCAUUAUGCCGGCAGAGUCAGCUACCAGAUCCAGGGCAUGAUGGGGAAGAACAAGGACCCGGUUCCUCCUGAGCUCACCUGUCUCCUGCAGAAAUCCCAGGAUUCAUUGCUGCACAGCCUCUUCGCUGACGGUGACCUUGAGAGCGAGGGCUCUAGAGGACACAGUAAAGUCAUCACUGUCGUCUCCAAAUUUAAGAACUCCCUUGAAAGCCUUAUGAAGAUUUUGCACAGCACCACCCCGCACUACACACGCUGCAUCAAACCCAACCCGGACUGCAGACCGCUCACCUUCAAAAGGGAAGAGGUCAUCGCUCAGCUUGAGGCCUGUGGGAUAGUGGAGACCAUAAACAUCAGUGCAGCAGGAUUUCCCAUCAGGAUCCCGUAUUGCAGUUUCCUCCAGAGAUACGGGCUGAUCACAAACUACAGACUAGCAGCGCAGAUGAAUCGAGAGAACAGCCCUGAGAUAAACGAUCAGGCUGUUCUGGGACCUGCUGUAAAAGAUGUGGUCAAUGUGGUCCUCGAGAGACUCGUCCCAAACUCCACCCUCAGCCCUGAUGACAACAACGACAUGGUGCAUUGUGGGAGGACCAAAGUCUUUCUUACGCAGUCCCUGUUGGAGAUGCUGGAGGAUCGCAGGAACCGCGUGCGCUCGCAGAAAGCGUUCUGUAUCCAGUGUUGCUGGCGCAGGUACCAGCAGCAUCAGCGCAGCCUCAGGACACGCGCUGCCACCCGCAUACAAGCAGGUUUGAGAUCCUGGCGGGUCAGAAGUGAAAUCAAGAAAUGGCACAAAGCUGCAACGGUCAUCCAAACCAAAUGGAGGCGCUGGAGAGCGUGGAUGGAUGCGUUAGCUGAGGCCGAGCUGGAUGAUGCUGAGGAUUUCAUGGAGGAAGAGUCAUGUGUGUUGCCGAAGAUGGAUCCUCUGCUGAGGGAAAGAGGGUCAGUACAACUCGACAGCAUCCAGGAGCCCGUCAUGGUCCGAAGCUGGCCGAUCGGGCUGGCCAUCGCUUCUGCUCCCACCAUCACUGUGUCUCUGACGGCCACUGGUUUCCAGCGGAUCAUGACCAUGAUGGCCUGUCUGAAGAUCCCAUUCAGACACGAUGAAUACAAAGUAGAGACCAACCAGUUUGAACAGGGUGUGGCGUCUAUCAGAGCUCAGCCACGGGGGUCCAUUAAGAUGCAUCUGCAGAGAUCUCCCCUUCUGUACGCCGACAGGCACCCGGUGCACAAGGCCGACGUGGUGACCGGGUUCAACCAGAUCUUGCUGGAGAAAACCUGACCGCACUUCUCCUCUUCUCAUCAUGCUGCUAAAAGCUCUCAUGCAAUCAGUGCACCUUUGAAACACACUACAUCGAGUGAUAUUAAACAUUUAGCUGCCUUAUCGUUAGUGCAAUUCAGCGUUUAGUUGCAUCUACGCUCUCUCAGCAUGAAGCACAAGUGCCUUUUAAUUCUUCAGUCCUGUAGAGCGUUUUAUAACUAUGACUUUAUUUUAUACUAGCAUUUUCUGUUAUGAUUUGAAUAAUGUUUCUUGCACAGCUUUAUAUCGUGAAUAUAUUUUAUAUAUAAUGUGCUGCUGAUGUAUCCCAAACUCUGGUGUUUAAUUUGAUUUGUAUAAAAGUCCCCCGUCAUCAAUAAUUUGAUGCGUUAAAACUCUUCUCUGAUCACCGAAAUUACAUAUUUAAAAUACAUUCCUAAUGCCUUAAAAUAGCUAGAAUGUAACUCGACACCCUUAUACGGAUUAAUGAAUAUGCUAAUUAGCCCCGCCUCCUCUCGCUCACACUAGCUCGGAUUACCCUGAUCCGCUGGGGGUCUUUAAUAUCAGUGUACAAACUGAUCAAAAUAAUGUUUUAAAACGGCUAUAUGUAAGUAUAUUCAUGUAUGAUCAUUUUUUGCCAAUGUAUGAACAGCUUGUAGCGAAACUUGACUUUCCUAGUUCAUUUUUAUGUUUAGGACUCGGGACGUUUUUGGCGGGAAAAUCGCAGAUGCGUGUUUUAUACACACUCCCGAGAGCCUCUCUUCUGUUCACUGACACUAAUGCUUAUACAAUGUUCAGGAUAAUACUGAAAGAGCCGUUCUGGACUGUAAUGUCAAUGUGUCGUCAAAGAAAAGUAUAGUCUCAUAUAGUCAAUCUAUAGAGUCAAAUAUACUCUAUAAUCAAACUAUCAAAACUGUGUGAUUUGUCGCUGAUCUCCACAUCUCUAUGAUCAGAUGCUUUCUCAUUUCUGUGUGUGUUUAUUGUGUUAUUGAGAGGAAAGAGCAGCACAUACUCACAUAAUCAUCUAAACGUGGCUCUCAGCAGUGGACGGCGGCGGGAUAUUCGUUAACAGUAAAUCACUGCAAAGCUAUUUCCGACUUCUUUUUACUUCUAAGUGGAGAACGAGUUUAUCUGGGUUUUGAAUUACGGUUCAGUCUCUUGUGCGUUAUGUGAUCAUCGCUGCUGCUGCAGUUCACUUAACGGCCACCGGUGUCGCUACAAACAAGAGUUUUUUUAAUUCUACAUAGAGCACCUUAAAACAUGGUACAAUAAUGAUAUUUAGAAUUACUGAGAUGAUGGAGAACAUAGUAUUGAUAAAGACAAGUUUUGUACACUUUGCAUGAUAUAUUUAUUCUUUAUUCAUAAAAUACUGGGAAAAGCUGUAGUUUCGGCAUUGCUGUUAAUGCUCUUACCAAAGCACAUUGAAUUAAUGUACUAUUUGCAUAUGUAUGUAUAGUUCAGAUUAUUUAGCACACAGACUACACAACAUUCCAUAGGUGUUUUUGAUUAGGAACUAUGUGCAAUGAUUACCAAAAAUAAUCAAUAUUUCUAAUCUCAGGGCAUUAAUCAACAAAACAUGUUUAUUGUUUGUGCUCAGGUACUGCUUUAACAAACACUUGGUCAAACUUUGAUAAUUCAAAUAAAAAUCAUUACAGAU
Pimephales promelas (fathead minnow) is the source of this 4707-nucleotide messenger RNA. RefSeq names its product myosin XIX (gene myo19). Gene Ontology annotation, cellular component: actin cytoskeleton; cytoplasm; membrane. Gene Ontology annotation, biological process: actin filament organization. Gene Ontology annotation, molecular function: actin filament binding; ATP binding; microfilament motor activity. The record is from RefSeq and is a predicted model, not a curated record. NCBI's taxonomy places the organism in Eukaryota, Metazoa, Chordata, Actinopteri, Cypriniformes, Leuciscidae.